CGCCGCGUCUAUUCACCGCAGAAACUUCGACGCGCCCGAAAGCAUGGCCGACGAAACGGUGCAGCCUCUUCUCCAGUUCGAGGGCCAUCGGCACCUCACAACGCGCCUGCUUCUUUCUACACUCACCGGUCGCCCAAUUCGCAUAUCUAAAAUCAGACCCUCGUCAACGCGCCCAGGUCUCACGCCGUACGAAACGAACUUCAUCCGCCUCCUCGACUCGGUCACGAAUGGCGCGCAGAUUCAGUUCUCCAUGACCGGUACCACACUCGUAUACCGACCCGGGCUCAUAACGGGCAGCGCGGAAGGCCUCGGAGCCAUGGGCGGAGUGAUCAGGCACGAAAUACCACGGGAGUGCAGCCGGCGAGGCGCAAGUUGGUGGUUGAUACCGCUCGCACUCCUCGCACCUUUCGCAAAAGACAAACUGAAUGUGGUUCUACACGGCGAAGGCUGCAUAACGAGCAGCACCCCGGCCGGCGACAUCAGCGUGGACUCUGUCCGGACUGCCAUUCUCCCGCUGUACAAGAGCUUCGGCAUCGAGCGUAACAUCGAGCUGCGAGUUCUCAAGCGGAGCUGCGUGCCCGCGCAGGGCAAGAGCGCGGGCGGCGAGGUGCAGCUUGUGUUUGGGCACCAGGUGCGGUUACCCAAGACGCUGCAUGUCAUGAACAAGGGGCGUGUGAAGAAGAUACGCGGCGUGGCGUAUGCGGUCGGGGUCAGUGGAUCGAACAACGCGCGCAUGAUUGAGACGGCGAGGGGGGUUUUGAACAAAUUCGUACCGGAUACGUAUAUCUUCUCGGAUGUUUCGAAGGCGCCGCUCAUAUCUGGCAUGGGCUCGAAAUCGGAUCCGAACGGCAAGACAAAGGGCGCUGUGGGUUUCGGAUUGAGUCUUGUAGCGGAGAGCUCCACGGACUGCAUUUACUCGGCGGAUGUAGCCAGCCCGCCGCAGGGAGGCGUGACGCCCGAGGACCUGGGCAAGCAGUGCGCAUAUCAGCUCUUGGAGAAGAUCAGCGCAGGGGGUUGCGUGGAGGUCACGAGCGCGACGACAGUGCUGUUGCUCAUGGCGAUGGGGAGUGAGGAUGUGGGCAGGGUGUGCUUGGGCCGGGAUGUCCUGGGUACUGAGGAAGUCGUGCAACUGGGGCGGGACGUCAAGGUUUUUACUGGGGCGGCGUGGGGAUUCAGGAGUAAGGGAACCGCAGAUGCAGAGGAUGAGAUUGUGGUCAGUGUUGUUGGGCGGGGCGUGGGCAAUGUGGGGAGGAAGGUUGCUUAA
This is a messenger RNA of Paraphaeosphaeria sporulosa, 1264 nucleotides long. RefSeq names its product 18S rRNA biogenesis protein. Bases 44 to 1264 code for a protein of 406 amino acids. Gene Ontology annotation, cellular component: nucleolus. The transcript has a single exon. Gene Ontology annotation, molecular function: RNA endonuclease activity. NCBI's taxonomy places the organism in Eukaryota, Fungi, Ascomycota, Dothideomycetes, Pleosporales, Didymosphaeriaceae. Gene Ontology annotation, biological process: endonucleolytic cleavage of tricistronic rRNA transcript (SSU-rRNA, 5.8S rRNA, LSU-rRNA); ribosome biogenesis. The record is from RefSeq and is a predicted model, not a curated record.